Molecule: messenger RNA, 210 nt
Organism: Thlaspi arvense
Lineage: Eukaryota; Viridiplantae; Streptophyta; Magnoliopsida; Brassicales; Brassicaceae
Source: the annotation of a GenBank genome assembly
AUGCAUCCUAAGCAAAUUCAUGAGAUCAAAGACUUUCUUCUAACUGCUAGAAGAAAAGAUGCACGUUCUGUGAAAAUCAAGAGAAGUAAAGAUGUUGUGAAGUUCAAGGUUCGAUGUUCCAAGUACCUGUACACACUAUGUGUCUUUGACUCAGAGAAGGCCGACAAGCUGAAGCAAUCUCUUCCUCCAGUUGACUGUGAUCAGUUUUGA